This is a messenger RNA of Fukomys damarensis (Damara mole-rat), 2207 nucleotides long. RefSeq names its product MAM domain containing 2 (gene Mamdc2). The record is from RefSeq and is a predicted model, not a curated record. Gene Ontology annotation, cellular component: membrane. The transcript has 5 exons. The coding region runs from base 1 to 1152 and encodes 383 amino acids. Lineage: Eukaryota; Metazoa; Chordata; Mammalia; Rodentia; Bathyergidae.
AUGCCAGAUGCGGAGAGGCUGGCCCCUGAAAUAAGCUGGUUCCCACCGCGGAUGGGCGGGGCAGGCGGCUCUGUCCCAGCCCAGCCGAGGGAAUCCUGGAAGGCCUGCCCCUUCCAAGUGUCUGCAAGGGGUCUGCUUCCAAGCUCUAAAAUCUUGGGCGAAAGCGCUGCGUGUCCGACCUCUGCUCCUCCCGGCGGUAGCUGCCCUUUCCAAAGUGUGCAGCUGUCUCCUCCCUGCCAGCGCCGCUGUUGCGCCCCGCAUCUCCGCUUGUACCUCCGCCCGCUCUGUAAAGUUGGGCAGCUCCCGGAGCUCGCUGUGCCUUUGCGCUUCUCCCUGCUCGGCCCGCAGCGCCCCCUCCUCCCACGCUCCCUUCCACCAGGAGAAGCGGGUCCCCGCGGGCUGCAGGUGGUGCUGGUUGGGGGCCUGGUGGUAACGCUCCGAACUGAAACUCGCUUUGUGCCCUCAGCCCUGCAGCUCACGGGUGCCCAUGACCUGUCCGCCGGCUCCUGUGCCUUUGAAGAGGGCACGUGUGGCUUCGACUCGGUGUUUGCGUUUCUGCCUUGGAUUUUAAAUGAGGAAGGCCAUUAUGUCUAUGUGGACACCUCCUUCGCCAAGCAGGGGGAGAAAGCCGUACUGCUGAGUUCAGAACUGCAGGCUGAGGAAUGGAGCUGCCUCCGCCUGGUCUACCAGAUAACCACAUCUUCAGGGUCUCUGUCAGGUCCCAGCCAGCUGAACCUCUAUGUGAGAUAUGAGGAUGAAAGCUUUGAUCGCUUGCUUUGGUCAGCUGAGGAACCUUCAGACAGCUGGCUUAUAGCAAGCCUGGAUUUACAAAACAGUUCCAAAAAGUUCAAGAUUUUGAUAGAAGGUAUCCUAGGACAGGGAAACACAGCCAGCAUUGCCCUCUUUGAAAUCAAGAUGACCACCGGCUACUGUAUUGAAUGUGACUUUGAAGAGAACCAUCUCUGUGGCUUUGUGAACCGCUGGAAUCCCAAUGUGAACUGGUUUGUGGGUGGAGGAACUGCUCGGAACUCCCACUCCAUCCUCCCACAGGAUCACACCUUUAAGAGUGAACUGGGUGAGUGUGGAACGCAUGCCUGCUUUUCUCAGGGUGAAUUCUUCUGCCACCUCCUCCUGCCCCCUAGAUUGACCUGACCGUGGCCUCUGUUGGCAGAGUAGGGAGGAGAAGGGUGGGUACCAGGAGCCCAGCUGGAGGAGUAGGGGAGAAUAAACAGGGAGAUCAAGACAGACUGAAGGCAUGAGCUCCAUAAUUCAAGACAAGACCUGUUAGUGAAAGGUUUUACUUUGAAAUUAUUGGGACCUGUGCUGCCACUUUCACUUUCCCAUAUUAUGCUUUAUUUCUUGUCUGUUUGUGGUUUAAUAGCUCUCAUUUCUAAGAGCAAGGCUAGAAUAAUCCCAGGUAACAUUUCUUUAGCACUAGGUUGACAGGUGGGUGUAAAUCCUUGAAAAAGCCUCAAUGACAGCCAGGAGAGCCUAUAGCCGCUGAUUAUUUCUGAAUGUGGUGUUCAACAGCGCCCCCUGGUGGCCAUGUCGGCUGGUUCUUUGCAAGGAAAAUGGGACGGUAAGGCUGUGAGAGAACUGGAGCAGCCUAAAGCCUCCACAAGACGAGCAAGGCUUUACUUGCACGUGGGUUAUCACUGCUGUUGUCUGGACUGAGGUAGAUACUGCAAAAGCCUAAGGCUUCCUACAGUUCCAUAACGUUCCAGUCUUUAAGCCCAAGCUCUUUUCCAAGUAACAGGAAGGUUCUGCUGAUGGGUUGGUUUCCCAGUAAGCAUUCUGUUUUGCUGUAAACAGUUCCUUUUACCUUUUGACCCGCUUUCACGUGGAUACUGAAGUGAACUACUCGGUCCCAGUAGCUUGCUGAGGGUGACAGUGUGACCUCCUGACAGAAGACAUGACCAUUUAUAAAUCCUCGCUGUUUUUCUCAUUCACAAUAGAUCCUCAUCGUCUGAAUGUUUUAACGUGUCACCAGCUGUUUUUCCACAGUGUACAUCCUGCCAUUUACCUUGGCUCUGAGUGUUCUUCAUCUCGACCUUCCCGUCUUCGCUCCCAGUCUCUCUCCCCGUGUUUACUCAGGGUCUCAGGCUCUGGGGCGAGACAGAUGGAGAAAGUAACGUGGGCAGAGUGGAGACGGUACCGAGACCAGCGUCAGUGAGUUUCUGUCCUGUGGUAAUGUGAGCCCAGUUUGC